GCGAUGCCACGCGGGGGAAGGUAAACUUUCGCGCGCCCAGUCCCAGUCUCAAUACAAGCAUUCCGCGUAUGUUGUAGUAACAAGGGAGCGGCUUAGCUAGGGGGGUACUAGGAUCAGCCUACACAUGAUCGGAAUGCCGCUGCCACUGCCGAUACCCAUCUCCCCUCCUCCGCCUCGCCCGUCCCACCAAGUACACGAUGUCUGCCGUCUCCGACGCGGCUCCAGCCUCACAAUCCAAACAAAAGGUGUGGUUCGUCACAGGUACAUACACGCCAUUCCGGCGAACGCGGGCCCUCGAGCAUUCGCGCUCACCCACCCUGUCGCGCCCUCGCACUCAAGGCCUCACGCGCCUCACGGCCGGCGUGCAGCUACUACUAGCAGUGGGUUGACAUUCCUUUACCCGCACAGGCACGUCCUCAGGGUUCGGCAAGCGCCUCGUUCGCGCAAUCCUCGAGCGCGGCGACUCCGUCGUCGCGACCGUACGCGCGCGCGCCGACUUCCCCCUGCAGGCCUGCACAUCCUCGAGCUCGACGUGACAGAGCCGGAGGACACCAUCAAACGCAAGGCGGCGGAGGCCGUCGCCGUGUGGGGCAGGGUGGACGUCCUCGUGAACAACGCAGGGAACGCGCCGAAGAGCCUGCUCGAGGAGGGAGGGUCCACGACGGCCCUGGAGCAGUUCAACGUGAACUUCUUCGGCCAGCUGAACGUCACGCACGCGAUCCUGCCGUAUAUGCGCGACCGCAGGUCCGGGACCGUCGUCUUCUUGGGGAGCAGGUCGGUCUGGAAGCCGGAUGCGGUCAUGACAGGAUACUACAUCGCGUCGAAAGCGGCCAUCCACGCAUACAGCGAGACGCUCGCCGCGGAGGUCGCGCGGUUCAACGUGAAGGUGCUGCUCGUCGCGCCGGGGCACUUCCGCACGGAGAAGCUGCACACGGCGCCGUACGUGAUGGCGCACCACAUCCCCGCAUACGACGCGAUGCGCGAGGAGGAGAUGGCGCGGUUCAACCAGCUGUGGCACAAGGCGCGCGGCGACACGGACCGCGCGGUCGAGGUCAUCGUCGACGUCGUGCGCGGCGAGGGGGCGCACUCGGAGCGGCUCGCGCAUGAUAUGGACGCGUGGCGGGACGUCGCGAAGGACCUGGAUAUCCAGGAAGAGCAGGAGGCGUGAGCGC
This is a messenger RNA of Fomitopsis serialis, 1172 nucleotides long. RefSeq lists its product as uncharacterized. The transcript has 5 exons. The record is from RefSeq and is a predicted model, not a curated record. The coding region runs from base 125 to 1168 and encodes 347 amino acids. NCBI's taxonomy places the organism in Eukaryota, Fungi, Basidiomycota, Agaricomycetes, Polyporales, Fomitopsidaceae.